AUGGCCUCCGAUCCAAAGGACGUUCUUGCGGGGCUGAAUUUGUCCAAGCUGUCGGUACAAUCUCCCGCCGUUCGUUUGAAGGAGCUAGAAAAUCUGAUCCUCGAUCAGGUUAACGUGUCCAACACGAACAAUAACAUCAACAGCAGUAGCAGCAACGGUACGAACAGUCCACUGUUUGGCAGCAUCCUUGGCGGAGCGAUAGCUGCCGCCGGGCUGUCGGCGGAAAAGUUCCUGUCCGUCGAAACGAUGCUGGACUGUUUGCUGGUGCUGUACGAUGAGUGUUCCAACUCGUCGCUCCGCCGCGAGAAGACGGUGUCCGAGUUUAUCGACCUGAUGAAGUCGGUCGUGCAGAGCAUCAAACAGUUGCGGCUGUCCCGAGAAGACUUCGAGGUGCUCAAGGUGAUAGGACGUGGUGCGUUCGGCGAGGUGUGCGUCGUACGGAUGCACCACACUAGUCAGAUCUACGCAAUGAAGAUACUGAACAAAUGGGAAAUGCUGAAGCGAGCGGAAACGGCUUGCUUCCGCGAGGAACGCGAUGUGCUCGUGUUUGGCGAUCGAAGAUGGAUCACCAACCUGCAUUAUGCUUUCCAGGACGAUAUCAAUCUGUAUCUCAUAAUGGAUUACUAUUGUGGCGGAGAUUUGCUGACCCUGCUGAGCAAGUUUGAGGACCGGCUGCCGGAGGAUAUGGCCCGGUUUUAUAUCGCCGAGAUGGUGCUGGCGAUACACAGCAUACACGAGCUAAAGUACGUGCAUCGGGACAUCAAGCCGGACAAUAUCGUGCUCGAUGCAAGCGGCCACGUUCGGUUGGCCGAUUUCGGCUCGUGUUUGCGGCUUGGGCCCCACGGCACGGUACAGUCGAACGUGGCCGUCGGCACACCGGACUACAUCUCGCCCGAAAUUCUGCGCGCCAUGGAGGACGGCCAGGGCAAGUAUGGGCCCGAGUGUGACUGGUGGUCGCUGGGGGUGUGCAUGUACGAGAUGCUGUUUGGCGAGACCCCGUUUUACGCGGAAAGUCUCGUCGAAACGUAUGGCAAAAUUAUGAACCACAAGAACUCGUUCGAUUUCCCGAACGACGACGAGGAGUACGGGGUGAGUGAGCAGGCCAAGGAACUGAUACGCCGAUUAAUCUGCGCUCCCGAGUAUCGGCUCGGUCAGAACGGUAUCGAGGACUUUAAGGCGCACCCCUGGUUCGAGGGCAUCAACUGGGCCACGAUACGGAACGGGCAGGCACCGUACAUACCGGAGGUUUCUAGUCCAACCGACACGUCCAACUUCGACGUGGACGACGCCGACAUCAAGCUGUCCGAUGCCGUACCGCCGACCACGAAUCCGGCCUUCUCCGGUCACCACCUGCCGUUCGUGGGGUUCACGUUUACCAAGGACAGCUCGCUGUCGGACGUAGGGAAACUUUCGCGUGCCAUCAGUAGCAGCAUUACGAGUCAAGCGACGGGAGGAGGCGCAGGGGGGCCUCUGGCGCCGCUCAAGCUAGAAAAGCACGGCUCGGAGGAGAAACAGCGCCUCAGCCCGGACAGUACGCGCAAGUUGCAGGAUGAGAUCAACAUUCUGACGAAGCGCAACUGUGAGCUCGAAAGUCAAAUCAAGAGCUUCGAACGGGUGGGCGCCCUGUCGGUGGGAACCGGUGCGUCCGAUUCGGUCGAUGGGCAAGUCGAUGCGAAGGUGAAGGAGUACGAGAAAACGAUUCGAUUCUUGCGCCAAGACAAAGAGGACCUGCAAAAGGAGCACCAGGAUUCGAUGGACCGCUUGAAGCAGCAGGACAAGGAGCUAAAGGAUGCGCUAGAGCAACGCAAGCUGGCCAUGACCGAGUAUACCGAGGUCACGGACAAGCUGUCCGACCUUCGGCAGCAGAAGCAGAAGUUGUCCCGUCAGGUGCGCGAUAAGGAAGAGGAGCUGGAGGUGACGAUGCAGAAGGUGGACACCCUGCGCAGUGAGCUCCGCAAAACGGACAAGCUGCGUCGUGAGCAAGAUGCCCGAGUGCAGGACUUGGUUUCGGAGUUGAACCGCGAACGGCAACAGCGCGAACGGUCCGAGGAGUGCUACCGGCAGUUGCAAGUCGAGGCACGCAGCCGCAGUUCGUCGGAACUGGGCUCCUCGAACUCGCUGGGCAUUUCGUCGUCCGACUCGAUCCGCUUGGAAAUCGAUCGACUGGAAGUGGAGUACAGCGAGAAGAUCAACCAACAGCAGACUCGCUACAACAUUGAGAUAUCGGCAUUGCGGGACCAGCUCAAUGAGGCCGACAACCAUCGGGAGAUGUUGCAGCGGGAACUGCAGCAGGCUCGCGAGAAGCUGGACUCUAGCCGCCUAGAGUCGCUCACGGACUCGGAGGAAACGAUCCUCGAGCUGCGCAAGCACCACGAGCGGGAAAAGAAGCUGCUGCUGGAUGAUAACCGCAAACUGAUCACCGACCUCGAGAUGAUCAGUGAAUCGAACCGACGUCUGACGGCCGAACGACUGCAAAUGGAAAGCGAAUAUGAAGACCUAAGGAAUAAACGCCAAGCAUUCAGUCAAUGGGAACGUCAGAUUUCGGAGAUCAUCCAGUGGGUGUCGGACGAGAAGGACGCCCGCGGUUAUCUGCAAGCGCUCGCCACCAAGAUGACCGAGGAGCUUGAGUACCUGAAGCACUCUGGCCCACUGAAUCACAGUGCGAGCGACAACAAGAACUGGCGCAACCGGCGCUCGCAGAAGCUCGACAAGAUGGAACUACUCAAUCUGCAGAGCUCGCUGCAGAACGAAAUCCAGGCCAAGGCAGCGAUUUCGGAGGAACUGACGCGCACUAGGACGGACCUGUUGGCCGCACAGAAGGAUCUGUUGGAGACUCGCCAAAUUUGCGACAGCAUCGGCGGUGAACUGAAGCGCAAGGAGAACGCCAUCAAAGAGUUGCAACAACGGCUUGAAUCAAACGAAGGAUUCCUCGAGCGGCCCUCUUCGCAAAUGUCCUAUCUGGAUCACUUCCUGAAAGAAUCCGGCGGUGUUGGCAGCGGUGGUGGCGCUGGCUCCAGCUCAACGACGCACACAAACUCAACGUUGGCCAUCAACAUGCCGUCGGGUAGCAGUGGCGCUGCGGGGCAGCAAUCGCACCGCAAAAGUAGUGGCGGUAGUCAGCAGCACGUAAACACUUCGACUAGCUCAUCCUCGAACAAUCUAACCACCAAUGCACCAUCGCACCUCAACCAACAGCAUAACCAAAGCCUCUCAUCUUUGCAUAAACAACAAUUACACCACCAACAGGUGCAGCCACCGUCGUCGACGCCUCAGCCGCCGACGCAACAGCAGCUGCAGUCCCAUCACACCUACAGCAACCAGCAGCUGUUGCUUCAGCAGCAGCAGCAGCAGCAGCAGCAACAACAACAGGAACACCAGCUGCAGCAGCAGCAGCAACCCCCGAUGCAUCAUUCAAACUACUCGAUGGAAAGCGAGGACGGCGAUGUGGAGGACAACAAUCGCGGGCAUUCCUUGUCCAGUUCGAAGAGCAAUUUGAGCGACCAUUCGCUGAGCAUGCACAGCGUGAUGAUGUCCCACCAGCAGGAUCUCCAUCCGCAUCGGCCCCAGAAGCCGAAGGUGCACCAGUUCCUCGUGCGCACCUUCUCCAGUCCGACCAAGUGCAACCACUGCACCUCGCUGAUGGUCGGUCUUACGCGGCAGGGCGUGGUUUGUGAACUGUGUGGUUUCGCGUGCCACAUGAUCUGCUGCCCGAAAGUGCCCACCCAGUGCCCGGUUCCGUCGGAUCAAACGAAGCGUCCACUCGGCAUCGAUCCGACGCGUGGCAUCGGUACGGCCUACGAGGGUUACGUCAAGGUACCGAAGCUGGAUGCCGUCAAGCGCGGCUGGGUGCGCCAGUUUGUCGUGGUGUGUGAUUUCAAGCUGUUCUUGUACGACAUUUCCGCUGAUCGGAGCGCCUUGCCAAGUGUUCACGUUACUCAGGUACUGGAUAUGCGAGAUCCAGAAUUCACGGUUUCAGGCGUACGGGAGAGCGAUGUUAUUCAUGCAACAAAGAAAGAUGUCCCCUGUAUAUUUAGAAUAACGACAUCGCUGCUAGACGGUGGACCAUCGCUGCAGACACUGAUGCUGGCUGACACGGAAUCGGAGAAAGCCAAGUGGGUAGUCGCCCUGAGCGAGCUGCACCGCAUACUGAAGCGAAACAACCUUCCCAAUACGGCCAUAUUUCGGGUGCGGGAGGUGCUGGACAGCAAAGUGUCGGCGAUCCGUAGCGCUCUCAGUGCGUUAAUCAUCGACCCGGAACGGAUACUGCUCGGCACCGAGGAUGGUCUGUUCUGUCUCGAUCUGGAUCGCAGUCAAAUCGCACGGAUAGGCGAGAGCAAGAAGGUGUACCAGCUGUGGUACAUCGCCGAAGAGCAACUGCUGGUCAUCCUGUGCGGGAAGCAGCGACACCUUCGGCUGCUACCGAUCCGGGCGCUCGAAACGGCGGACGUCGAGUGGAUCAAGGUGGCCGAAUCGAAAAACUGCAUCACCGCCUGCACCGGCGUAAUCGAGCGUGGGCCACAGCCCGUCUUUUGCAUCGUGCUCGCCCUGAAGCGCCAGAACACAUCCCAGAUCGUCGUGUACGUGGUUAACCGGAACCGCAGCCGGCAUCACAAGAUGUGCGAGUUCACCGUUGCCUAUCCGGUCCAGAGCCUGCAGGUGCUUUCCGAUAUGCGGCUGGCCGUGGGGCACCAGAGUGGGUUCACUGCGUACUGUCUACAAGGCGCGGCGCAAGCCAUGCCCCUGGUCCAUCCUGAGAAUCAAUUAAACAACUUCCUCAACUUUUCCGGCGUAGAUGCAUGGCGGGUGAUCGAAAUUCAGUCUGGUCAUGGUAACAACGUGCACGGUGAAUAUUUGCUCGUGUUUCAGACGCUCGCCAUCUAUGUCGAUCUUCAGGGGAGAAAAUCGCGCGAUCGCGAGAUAAUGUACCCGGCCGUUCCGAAGCAUAUCACGUACUGUGACGGUCACCUACUAGUCUACUCGGAAACUCAUUUGGACAUUUUCAACACGCAAACUGCCGAAUGGGUGCAAUCGAUUGGUUUGAAACGUUCCCGUCCGCUCAUGAACAAUGGCAGCCUUACGUUAACCUAUCUCAACGAUACCGUUCACGUCGUCUAUUUAGCAAACAUGCACACGAGAGAAUUGCUCAAUCUGUCCCCGUGUGAUCGUGAUGGUCGCCUGAAGACGAAACGCUUCUCACUGAGGGAACCGAACCGCACCAUCCGCACGAGCACCGAUCGUCGUUCGAAGCUUAUCUCAGCCCCAACCAAUUUCAAUCACAUUUCACAUAUGGGGCCCGGAGAUGGCAUUCAAAAGCAGCGACUUCUGGACCUCCCGACCACGAUCGAGACCGCCGAUCAAAGUAGCCAACAGCAACGGAUUUCAACUAUGCGUCACGCGCCGCCGCCUCCUCGCGCACCGCCUCGUCCGUCGAUGAUCCAUCCACACAAUGGUUCAAACAACUCUUUGCCCGGCGCUAAACGUACGGCACCGGCAAGGCCACGCGACCAACCACCAUCGUUACCACGUUCACCUAGUCCACUGGGAAGCAUGUCCUCAUUACAUGACGUCUUAAAGGUUUCGGUCGCCGACAUGCAGUCUGAGUCGCGGCAAAGUGUUGCGAGCAAUAACUCCAGUUCCGUUUCGACUCCACCGUCACCCACGAAUGAUCGAUUGAGUUCCAGUUACGAUUCAUAAUGUUUCCUGAAAUAUUUCUCCAAAUUGUUGAACAUUCGUUCAGUGUUCGAACGGAAUCGGCCAUCGUUCUGUCUGAGGCCUCCCUUGCCGGAGAGCCACGUGCGCCGCAGUUCGGAUGCUUUGUGAGCCCACCUUUUGUUUAUUUGUUUUAACACUACGCCAUAUACCGUUAGUUGGACUUGGAGAAAGAGUGUCAAAAUCUGCAAUAUAUACGCACUUCAAGCUAAAGCCGGUAGUUUCACCGUGCGCGUUCGGAGGAAUGUCCCUCUGAGGUAUCUACACGCUUGUGUCCAGGAGAGGGGUGCUUAGCGAUAAUUUAUGAUCUCUUGAAAGUGAACAAAAGCUUCUUUACUUGUUUCAAGUUUGUUUUUUUUAAUGGCUCUGUCCCGUCUCAAAUCAACCCGACCCGAGAAGUGGUCCGGGAACCCGCUGUAUCAAUUAUAAAGGGCGGCGAUGAGACCGUAAUUAGUUCCAUCACUCAAACACAACAAUAACUGUGAGCUGGGUCGUCAGAAGGCCAAUUGAUGUUAUGAGCAAUAUAUUUGAUCACCAUUUUC
Messenger RNA from Anopheles bellator, 6251 nucleotides. RefSeq names its product serine/threonine-protein kinase Genghis Khan (gene gek). The record is from RefSeq and is a predicted model, not a curated record. Gene Ontology annotation, biological process: actomyosin structure organization; peptidyl-threonine phosphorylation. NCBI's taxonomy places the organism in Eukaryota, Metazoa, Arthropoda, Insecta, Diptera, Culicidae. Gene Ontology annotation, cellular component: cytoskeleton; cytoplasm. The transcript has 20 exons. Gene Ontology annotation, molecular function: protein serine/threonine kinase activity; ATP binding. Bases 1 to 5694 code for a protein of 1897 amino acids.